AUGUCAAAAUUAAUAAAAAUUGGAUUAACAGGUGGUAUUGCAUCUGGUAAAUCAACAAUAUUAGGAUAUUUAAAAGAAAUGAAUAUAAAAUGUAUUGAUGCAGAUAAAUUUGGACAUAUGGUUUAUCAAAAAGGUAGGCCAUCCUAUAAUAAAAUAAUUCAAGAAUUUGGUCAAGAUAUUAUCAAUCAAAAUGAUCAAUCAAUUGAUAGAUCUAAAUUAGGACCAAUAGUAUUUUCAGAUCCAUUAAAAAUGAAACAAUUAACAAAUAUAGUUUGGCCAGAAAUGAAAGAACUAAUAUUGAAUGAAUUUAAAGAGAUUGAAACAACAUGUCCAAAUGAUAAAAUAGUUGUAUUAGAAGCUGCUGUUUUAAUUGAAGCUGGUUUCAAUGAAAUGGUAGAUCUUAUUUGGGUAACCCAAGUUCCAAGAGAAGUUGCAAUAGAAAGAUUAAAAACUAGGAAUAAUCUAUCAGAAGUUGAUGCUUGCAAAAGAAUUGAUUCUCAAUUAACAAAUGAAGAAAGAGAAAAGUAUGCAAAUUUAGUUUUUAAAACAAAUGAUGAUUAUGAAAUUACAAAAAAUAAAGUUCAAAAUGAAAUUAAUAAUUUAUUAAAUAAUUAUAAUAAAUAA
This is a messenger RNA of Dictyostelium discoideum AX4, 624 nucleotides long. RefSeq names its product dephospho-CoA kinase. Bases 1 to 624 code for a protein of 207 amino acids. The record is from RefSeq and is a predicted model, not a curated record. Gene Ontology annotation, molecular function: dephospho-CoA kinase activity; transferase activity; ATP binding. NCBI's taxonomy places the organism in Eukaryota, Evosea, Eumycetozoa, Dictyosteliales, Dictyosteliaceae. The transcript has a single exon. Gene Ontology annotation, biological process: coenzyme A biosynthetic process.